This is a messenger RNA of Aplysia californica (California sea hare), 442 nucleotides long. Its product is annotated as WD repeat-containing protein 64. The record is from RefSeq and is a predicted model, not a curated record. Lineage: Eukaryota; Metazoa; Mollusca; Gastropoda; Aplysiida; Aplysiidae.
GAGAAAAUAGUCGUGGUUUCUUCAUUCACUGCCAUACAGCGCAGGCGUUUCGUCUUUUCUUUCACUGGAGGUUCUCACGAGUGGUGUUUCGCUCAGGGAAUAAAUUUGAUGAUUCAAAUGGAUUUGCGUGACUGUCAAACCAAUUUGCAAGUAGGACAAAUUGAUUGAGAGGUGAAUCUACCGAUUUUCUAUAACAGAAAACCUCCGCUUCGACCAGUUCUGUGAGAAGAUCAGAGAGCUGUUCGGCUCUGACAUAAAGAACCAAGACCUCAAGUCGAUCUAUCGCAAGAUCUCCACCAACCCAGAUGCUAAAGUUGACUGGAGUGAGGUAAUCAAUGAAAUGCAACAGCUCGAUAACUUCAUGAUUAUGUCGUUUUUGUUCGUUUCUUUUCAACCAUUCACGGUUUUUACAGUUUUCUUGGCACUAGUUCAACUGCUUUGA